Molecule: messenger RNA, 17935 nt
Organism: Pelobates cultripes (western spadefoot toad)
Lineage: Eukaryota; Metazoa; Chordata; Amphibia; Anura; Pelobatidae
Source: the annotation of a GenBank genome assembly
GAGCACUAGUCUAAACACUCCUUACAAUUGAUGAGUGCUGAAAGCUAUGGCUUGAUUCCCGAAGUACAUGUACAAAUUGUAAGGCAUCAAGUGAAACAGUGGCUCCGAAGCUGAAUAUUGAGACACUUAGUUAUGCUUCAUGUCAGUUCUGUUCUGAACGGGAAGAUUUUUUGAGAAUAUAAAUUCUAUUUGAAGAAAUAAUAAAAGAAAAAUGCCUGAAGCUUCUACGACACUUAACCUGACGUUAUCAUCUGCAGCAGAUGGAACGGCUUUUUUGAAAUCAUCAUAUGAAAAUGCAACUUUGUAUCAAGAAGACAACGAAAAUGUAUCCCCGGGUUUGGAAGUACUGGCCACGAUUUCCAUUACAUAUGCUGUUAUUAUAUCAGUUGGUCUUCUUGGUAAUGCAAUUCUCAUAAAAGUCUUCUUCAAGAUUAAGUCCAUGCAGACGGUUCCUAAUAUAUUUAUCACCAGCCUGGCUUUCGGAGAUCUGCUUCUGCUGUUGACCUGUGUUCCAGUGGACGCUUCAAGAUAUAUGGUAGACACGUGGCUAUUUGGAAGAAUCGGAUGCAAGGUCAUAUCUUUCAUACAACUCACUUCUGUUGGAGUAUCCGUUUUCACUUUGACUGUCCUCAGUGCUGACAGGUAAGAAAUGAUUCUGAUUUUCUGAGAAAUAUAAAAAGGUCUAUAUCAGGAAUAGGCAACCUACAGCACUCCAGAUGUUGUUGUCUACAUGUCCCAUAGUAUUCGUACAGCCAGAAUGCCGGCAAAGCAUCAGCGGAGAUGUAGUCCACAACAUAUGAAGUGCCGAAGAUAGCCUUGUCCUGGUCCAUAUUAUGCUAACUAAAGGGUUCAGUUUAAGAUGUGGCAAAAUCCAAUAUAAGAGCAUGUCAAUUAAACUAAUUGUUAUUAAAGUUACACAAGAGAAAAUAGUGUAAUGGGUCAAAUCACCUAACAAAUGAGAUCCUGACAUCGUCUUAAAUGUAUUCAGUCAGUGGUUUACCUAUAAUAUGAGAUCUAAUCUAUGGACCAUUAUAGCUGUGAUGUAGGUGCAAGUCAUAUAUCUGCGGUAUUUGUAGGCUUUGAUUGAUUUUUUAAAGCACAUGGCUUCAUUCUUCCAAUUCUAGAGGAAAGAUGGCUUCUACAUGAUUGAAGUUAAUCAGUCCUAAAUACAUUUCUCCAUUUUUAUCUAAAAUAGUGUCAUACUCUCUCAAGCGUUGAAUGGCUAUAGUUUUAAUACCACUCCUCCCUGACAUUAUAAUUGGAAUAAUUUUAGAAUCUGAUUUCAACGGAUAAUCUAACACAGAAGAAAAGUCUGCAAAAUAAUUUCAUGACAAGAUAAUUGAUGAACAGACAAGCGACUGGAAGAGAAAGAUAAAAAAACAUUUACUGAAAUGAAUUCUUCAACAUUUAUAAUGUCUUGUAUGGCUCUACCCAGCCUCUAGCCUUAUAUGUCCUUUACAGAGUUAUUCACUAAAUUGAGAAUCAAAGUGGAUUAAAAGUGAUUUUGAAAUUUAAGGUAUACAUUAGAAAUUUAAGGUAUACAUUUGAAAUUCACUUUGAAUUUUCAAUUUAGUGAAUAACCCUCUUAAUGUUUCCAAGAUUAGUCUGUUUGUGGAUGGGGGUUUCUAAUUCAACUGACAGAUUCAUAAACUGACAUUCAUAGACAUUAUAGUCAUAUAAGCCUAUGUGGUCACACUAUUUAACAUAAAUGUGCCGUUAAAUGAAGAUUCUAAGCUAGUGUUAAAACCACUUGCUGAUCCUUUCAUGCAUGUGUUGGACAAUUCUUUGAAGUAAAUGAGUGAAAGAUUCAGAGAGUGGGGUUCACUUGUCUUAGAUGUUGGAUGCAUAAAUUGUCCAAUAAACAGAGAGAGAAUCAAAAUUUUCAAGAGCCAGUUUCAAUCAUGGGCACGCCUACCACUAAUACUAGCACACUUUGACAGACACACUUUGACAGACACGCACUGAUAGGCACACACUCACUGACAGACACACAAUGACAGGCAGACACACACUAACAGACAGAAACACUGUGAAAGACACACUUUCAGACACACUCACUGACAGACACACACACUCACUGACACUCACAUGCAUUUACUGAAACACACACAGACUGACACACAUACACUCACUGACAGACAAGCACAUUCACUCACAAUGUAUUAUUUUUUAAUUAAAGUGACACUGUCACCCACCCUGAAUAAUUUGUAUUUCAUAAAGAUAGAAUCUUUAUGAAAUACUCAUUUUCACUGAAAUCCAACUCAGUUAAGAUUUAUACUGAGACAAAGUAGGGACCAGUUUGUCUCUGUAUAUUUCCUCUUUCUGACACUUCUAGACACAGGGUGGAACGACCACCAUCUAGAAGUGUUAAUCCCCCAGCCAUAAUCAGUGCAGAGAAUUGGCUCUGUCUACAGAGGAUCCAGCAGGAUGUUCAAGGGAGCAAAGCAGAAAGAUCAGAGCUCCCUCACCACCCAUGCUCAGCCUCUCCUCGGACACUAUAUUUUGGAAUACCUUACUGCACGGCUGCUGCUUUCAGGGGGCCUACGGUGGCCCUGACAGGUGGAACAGAGGGUCCGCUAACACUCGUGACCUCAGCGACCUCUGUAGUUUCACCACUGGCUCCCAGCGUACCCACUGUUUCGUAUGCGUAUCCUCUGGGGUACUCGUACCACAGGUUGAGAAACCAGGAUCCAAAUUACACACAGACCUAUUUAUUUGAAGCAAUGGGGAAGACAAAGUACCCUUUUUUAGUAGCUGUCCAAAGAAAUGGUGCUCCAUAUCCAGUUGUACAUUUCAAGCAUGCUGUUUGCGUAUUGUGUCUCUAUCUUGGUUGAACAUAAAAUGCUGUGUCUUGUGCAAUAAAACUGACUUGUACACUGCAUAUUGUACAUUGUAUAUAUGGAAAAUUAAUUUUCCUGGACAUUUUACAAUUUUGCAAAGUAGAAGAAUAGAGGAUGUUAUUUUAUUAAAAAUGGAAAAAAGCACAUAACAAGGCAAUACCAGUUUUUAAAUGUUACAUUAUUGUACAUUGAAAAAUUCUGACUGAGAUGCCAUCACAUCUUAAAACACAAUAGUCUAAAACAUUGCCGUGGAGAUUUCAAUAUAGUAAUGAGAGAAAUAAUUAAAAAAUAUUUCUCAUUUAUCGCUAAACAAAAGACUUGGGUAGUGAUGGGGGUCAGUAUUCUUUAUGUAGCAGUUUGAGAAUAAGAAUGAAAAGUUUUAGUCUUAAGUAUUACGUAUCAAUGUGUCUUCGUUGCACUCAUUGUGACGAGAGCAAUCUCGCCACAUUGCAUUGGAGAAGCCUGGUUGCUCGCCUGUUGCCUUUGGAUUAUGGCCCCAUGUUAAAAGGCUUAAUUUUCCCCUGCAAAGACAAGAAAGCCGGGUCAUUUGGUGCUUGCCCUGUUUGAGCAGUGAUACCCCAGAUAGCUAUGCCAUGGAGCCCAUUCGUAUAAUGAAAGACUAUGGGAAAGACUUUGGCUUCAUGGCAAUUGAACUGUAUGUGUGUGCUCUGAGUGCCAUUCAGUAAUAAUGUGCGCUCAGACCUUAGCUAUCUGGGCAUAUGUUGCAUGUCUGCAUUUUUAUGUCAUAAAUGUAACCUUGUGUAUUUUAUUGUAUUUUACUGUCUUUUUGCUGCCAUGUGUUCAAUGGAGUUUUGCCUCUGUCUUUGGAGAUAAUUGGAUUACUUCACAAUUAUCUCCAGGAUAGAAGACUCUGUGGAACUGGUUUUGGGCAGAAAAGCCAUGCUUCCUGUGGUCACAAAGGACUACGAUCUAUCCUUUGAACCACUGGACCAAUUUGUAUGAUUUUGACGUAUGUUUGUAUUUGGAGUAUGCUGAUUCCGAAAAUGUAAGUUUAUGUGAAUGUGAUGCAUACAUUUCAAGUUAUGAAUAAUGUGGAAAAAUUGUAUUUCUCUGCUUGUGAUAAAUUACAUUACCCAUUGGGUAAGGUAAUUGAAUCACAGGCAGAGGGGAGGAUUUUGAGUGGGAGUGUCUGAGUGUAUUGUAUGUGUUUAUUGGUUGUGUUCCAAAACCCUGUGGGUGGAACUAAUGUGUAAGAAUGUGUUCAUAAGAACAAUAAACCCACAGAUCUGACUGUUCACUGCUUGACCCUCAACACGGAGCUUUGUCUCGUUCUUGGGGGGAUUUAUUGUAUGCUGUUACAGUUUGACUGCUAGGAGUGUAAACCUAUUCGUAUGGUUUUUCCUAUUCGGCUGCUUACAGCAUUCAUAUGGUUUCCUGUUCGGCGGAUUGGUGUUCUGCAGUAGCUGUGCCUGCAUCUCUGGAAGGGGAAGAUCUACUAAACGGCGGUUUAACCCUUUUAUGCCUGGGGGUGCAGUUACAAUUGGUGGCAAGCGGUGGGAUCGUUCCUACAGCCAGAAGGACAGCUACAGGAGACACCAUUUCUUUGGAUUUACAAGUGGGGGCAACGCAUGUCCCAGUACAGCGACCCUAAAAGCAACAGAAUGGAACCAGCAGUGUUAUACGAGGAGGAGGACCUGGAUGGCCCGGGAUGCAUUAAGGAAAGGCAUCUGGUACCAGGCCCUGGAUAAUGUACAAUACCAGCGGGGUGAGAGCCUCCCCAGUGAAGAGCAGCGGUUGCAGAAGCAAGUGGCCCUGCGGAUGCCCUUCCUGGGAGAGCAGCCCCUGGAGGAAUGGGUGAAGGAACUAGAGCACCGGGUAUGGCAGGAGCUAUGGCUGGAGCAUGCCUACCAGGCGCUCUGGUGGUAUAUGGCACAGUAUAUACCCUGGACAGCCGAGCAUGACAAGCCAGAGGGAGAGGAGUUUGAUGGUCCUGGCUUGUUAUGGGAGUCCUUUGCAGAGCCUGACUUCGGGAGCCCUGCGCAGACCAGACUUCAGGACAUUUUCUACGAGAGGGAGGCUAGGCAUGACUGGGAUGACCCCCAUGAGGUAGAGCAAGACCUGGCUCACCUAGCAACCCUGGAGUGGGAACUGGAGCAGAACUACCGAGAUCUCUUCCACUCCAUUGGGAAGGCUCAGCAGGACAGCAAGGUGACAGACCCAGAUCCAGACCCCUCCAGCUGGGCAGAUAUUACUGGGAAGAACCCCAGGUGGCUGGUGGAGAUGGGGCUGAGGUCUCUCUACCGGUCCUGCAGGGAAUUGGGAGCCCAGUCUCCAUUCCCCAGCGGGAGAUAUUGCAGGGAAUUGAGAGCCCGAGCUCCAUUCCCCAGCAGGAGAUAUUGCAGGGAAUUGGGAGCCCAAGCUCCAUUCCCCAGUGGGAGAUAUUGCAAGGAAUUGGGAGCCCAAGCUCCAUUCCCCAGCGGGAGAUAUUGCAGGGAAUUGGGAGCCCAAGUUUCAUUCCCCAGCGGGAGAUUUUGCAGGGAAUUGGGAGCCCUAGCUCCAUUCCCCAGCGGCAGGCUGAGUUACAGGCGGCAGAGACAAGCGGCAGUGUUCCUUGCAGGGAGAGGAGAGCAGCGUCCUCCCUCCCCAGUGGCAGUGUGAGCUACAGGGAUGCUGGGCAGUCGGCUCAGAUCCCCAGCGGCAGUGUGAUUUAUUGGGAAUUGGGAGCCCGGUCUCCAAUCCACAGCGGGAGAUAUUGCAGGGAAUUGGGAGCCCAGUCUCCAUUCCCCAGCGGCAGUACGAAUUACAGGGAAUUGGGAGCCCAGUCUCCAUUCCCCAGUGGCAGAGUGUCCUACCGGGAAUAGAGAGCCCAGUCUCCUUUCCCCAGCAGCAGGACUCUAUCUAUCUUUUGAACCACUGGACCAAUUUGUAUGAUUUUGACGUAUGUUUGUAUUUGGAGUAUGCUGAUUCUGAAAAUGUAAGUUUAUGUGAAUGUGAUGCAUACAUUUCAAGUUAUGAAUAAUGUGGAAAAAUUGUAUUUCUCUGCUUGUGCUAAAUUACAUUACCCAUUGUGUAAGGUAAUUGAAUCACAGGCAGAGGGGAGGAUUUUGAGUGGGAGUGUCUGAGUGUAUUGUAUGUGUUUAUUGGUUGUGUUCCAAAACCCUGUGGGUGGAACUAAUGUGUAAGAAUGUGUUCAUAAGAACAAUAAACCCACAGAUCUGACUGUUCACUGCUUGACCCUCAACACGGAGCUUUGUCUCGUUCUUGGGGGGAUUUAUUGUAUGCUGUUACAGUUUGACUGCUAGGAGUGUAAACCUAUUCGUAUGGUUUUUCCUAUUCGGCUGCUUACAGCAUUCAUAUGGUUUCCUGUUCGGCGGAUUGGUGUUCUGCAGUAGCUGUGCCUACAUCUCUGGAAGGGGAAGAUCUACUAAACGGCGGUUUAACCCUUUUAUGCCUGGGGGUGCCGUUACACUCAUUAAAUCUCUCUUGGGUAUUUUUAUUUAAUUAAGAGUUGAUAAUUAUUCUAGGUUUAGAGCUAAAUCUUGAGAUAUUUUAUUGGUUUCCACGGUGAUGUCUCCUUACUUAGCUCCUGCCCCAGGACAGCAGCUGAUUUUGCUUUUAAAAAUAUUCCUUAAUAAGUGCCAUUUGAAACUGUUUUCUUGCAAAUUGCAUUUUAUAUCAUCUUUAAUGUAGGUAUUGCACAGGAUUAAGAAUAAAGGAGAACGUCUUCAACUGGUAUUCCACAACAGUGAAGAGAAAAAUGUAUCCAAUGACUUGAGUGAACGUGAAGUCCAUGUUUGAUACAGUCUUCUAGAAAUCUGUGAUGUUCUAAAGAAUUGAAACACAGCUGUAAGGGAGAAUUAGCUCAAUGGGGCAGUGUAGGCACCAUUAGGGCCGCCACCAGAAAUUUUGGGGCCCCUAACUCAGCUCAGGGUCUGGGCCGCCUGGGGCCCGCCUCCAAUCCCGCCCACAGGGUCCGCCUCCAAAUCCCGCCCACAGGAAUACACACACAGACACAAAAACACACACUGAUACAAAAUGACACAGACACACACACACACACACACAAAGAUACAUACUAACAGACACACAUACAGGCAUACGUACUGACACACACAUACUGAGAUAUACACACAUAUACAGACACACAGGCAUACAUAGUGACAGAUAGACACAUACUAACAUACGUACAGACACACAUGCAUGAAGACAUACACAUACAUACACCGAUAUACAUACACACAGACAUACAUUCAGUCAUACUGGCAUACAUACAUACAUACAUAUAUAUAUAUAUAUAUAUAUAUAUAUAUACUUACAUACAGAUGUACUGACAAACAUACAUUCAUACAGACAUUGACAUCCAUACACACAUACAUACACAGACAUACAUUCAUAAUGGCAUACAUUCAUACUGGCAUACACACAUAUAUACAGACAUACAUACAUACAUUCAUAUAUACUGACAUCCAUACACACAGACAUACAUUCAUAAUGACAUACAUACAUAAUGACAGGGGUCUUCAAACUUUUUAAACAAGGGGCCAGUUCACGGUCCCUCGGACACUGUUGGGGGCCGGACAAUAAACAAUAUGAACAAAUUCCUAUGCACACUGCACACACACGCAUAAGGACAUAAAUACACACACAUACACAUACUGACAUACAUACAUAUAAAAAACAGACAGACACAGACAUAUACAUACAUAUUGAAAUACAUACAGAUACAUACACACAGACAGACAUGCAUACAUACACAUACUGACUUACACACACAUACAUACAUACAGACAUUCUGACAUACAUACAGACACACAUACAUACUGACAUACAUACAGACAUUCUGACAUACAUACAGACAUACUAACAUACAUACAGACAUUCUGACAUACAUACAGACAUACUGACAUACAUACAGAAAUUCUGACAUACUGACAUACAUACAGACAUACAUACAGACACACAUACAUACAUACAUACAUACAUACAGACAUUCUGACAUACAUACAGACAUACAUACAGAAAUUCUGACAUACUGACAUACAUACAGACAUACAUACAGACAUACAUACAGACACACAUACACACAUACAUACAUACAUACAUACAGACAUACAUACAGACAUUCAUACAGACAUACUGACAUACAUACAGAAAUUCUGACAUACUGACAUACAUACAGACACACAUACAUACAUACAUACAGACAUACUGACAUACAUUCUGACAUACUGACAUACAUACAGACAUACAUACAGACAUACUGACAUACAUACAGACAUUCUAUCAUACAUACAGACACACAUACAGACAUUCUGACAUACAUACAGACAUACUGACAUACAUACAGACAUUCUGGCAUACAUACAGACAUACAGACAUGCAGACAUAAUGACAUACAUACUGACAUACAUACAGACAUACUGACAUACAUACAGCAUUCUGACAUACAUACAGACAUACUGACAUACAUACAGACAUACUGACAUACAUACAGACAUACUGACAUACAUACAGACAUUCUGACAUACAUACAGACACACAUACAUACAUACAUUCUGACAUGCAUACAGACACACAUGCAUGCAGACAUACUGACAUACAUACAGACAUACUGACAUACAUACAGACACACAUACAUACAUACAGACAUACUGACAUACAUACAGACAUACUGACAUACAUACAGACAUUCUGACAUACAUACAGACAUUCUGACAUACAUACAGACAUUCUGACAUACAUACAGACAUACUGACAUACAUACAGACACACAUACAUUCAGACAUUCUGACAUACAUACAGACAUUCUGACAUACAUACAGACAUUCUGACAUACAUACAGACACAAAUACAGACAUUCCGACAUUCAUACAGACAUACUGACAUACAUACACACAUACAUACAUACAGACAUUCUGACAUACAUACAGACAUACUGACAUACAUACACACAUACAUACAUACACACAUACUGACAUACAUACAGACACACAUACAGACAUUCUGACAUACAUACAGACAUACUGACAUACAUACAUACAUUCUGACAUUCAUACAGACAUAGAUACAUACUAACAUACACAAAUACAGCCAGUUUCAUCCUUAUUUCUACAGAAUAAAUCGAAUGAGAAUCUCAGCUUAUUUUAUCUGCCAAUGAAGUUCAUCCAAACGUAGUAGAAUUGAGAUAUUAAUGCAGAUGUAGGGAAUUUUGUAUUAGUAACUUGGAAAGACAAGGAGUGACAAAUUGUUUAUUUUGGGCUAUGUCUAGAUACUCCUGGCACCAUAAUCACCACAGCAGCUGCACUGCAAGGCUUAGCCCAGGAGAGCUAAUGAAAACUACUAAGCAGGAGCUUCUGUCUAUCUGGCUCAGUUGGUGGAGGUGGGGAGAGGUUUGUGGCAGACCCUGGGUAAGAUCUCAAACGAUUCUAAAACACUUUGACUCCUUACACUGGUGUUUGCCAGGGUACUCUUGGUACCAUAGCAUAGCUGUAAUGGAUGUGAUGCUUAGAGUAUUCCUUUAAACUCAAAGGAAAACUGUAAUUACUAUAACAACAUCAUCUAAUUGAAGUUGUUACGGUGCCUACAGUAGUUACCUCCUUUAAAUUGCCAUCAAAAUGUAAUAUUUUAGCAUCACGCCACACCUUCAAACUUGGAAAGGAGAGCCAGGAAUGUUAGUUCUGGCUCUCAUACCCAGAAAUAUAACACAACAUGCGCAGUUUCAUCAUGGCUUGUCAUAGAGAAUUAAGGUAUUCAAUGACUCUCUAUGAAAAAUCAUUGGCGGAUUCCAGCGAGUGCCGUGCAUCUGCCUACACUCCCCGGCGUUCCUCUAUAAGGAGCAUUGGAUUGUACCAUCACUCACACAGAGAUGAGCGGGUGGCAGUGCCAAGGGAGACUUGGUGUUGAAGCAAAGGUAGUUUACAUCAGUGAUCCCUAACCCAGUUCUCAUGGACCACCAAUGGCCCAGGAUUUAUGUAUUUCCCUUUUUUAUUCCAAUGGAGAUGAUGACAAAACCUGGAAGGUUGGUGGUCCAUGAGGACUGGGUUGGGGACCACUGGUUUACAUUAUACUACACACGGGAGGAGGGGAUGGGCAAAAACUAACUAGGGACAGGAUUGUAUAGUCAGUGGCGUACACAUGACCCAUGGGGUCCCGGUGCGAAAAUUGAUCCGUGGGCCCCCCCCCCACCCCCGCGCUUACUUGGCGCGGGUUGGGGCCGCAACACAUGGCGGUGGGCACCUGGUCGCAGGGGUUGCAGGGCUGCGACCCCGCGACCGCGGUAUGCACACCCACUUAAAGGACCACUACAGACACCCAGAUCACAUCAGCUCAAUGAAGUGGUCUGGGUGCCAGGUCCCUCUAGUUUUAACCCUGCAGCUGAAAACAUAGCCGUUUCAUAGAAACGGCUAUGUUUCACUGAGGGUUAAUCCAGCCUCUGGUGGCUGUCUCAUUGACAGCUGCUAGAGGAGCUUCCGCGAUUCUCACUGUGAAAAUCACAGUGAGAAGACACUGAACGUCCAUAGGAAAGCAUUGAGUAAUGCUUUCCUAUGGGCGGUUUAAAUGCGCGCGCGCGCCUCUUGCUGCGCAUGUGCAUUCGGAGCUGAGAGGCGGAGGGAUCCCCAGCGCCAAGGGAGUCCGACGCUGGAGAAAGGUAAAUGCUGAAGACACACACUCUCACGAACAGACGCAUACACACUAGCUAACAGACACACACAUUUACUGACAGAGACACACUCAGUGACAGACAUACAUACACACUCAUAAAACAUACACUUUCACUGACAAACACACACUCACUAACAGACAUCAAACACACUCAGUAACAGACACACACAGUAAAACACUCACUAGCAGACACACACCCAAUAACAGACACACUCACUGACACACACACUAACACAUACACACAAACACUAACAUACACACACACACACACACACACACACACUAACACACACACACAAACACACACACACACUAACACACACACACUAACACUAACACACACACAUUUUUUUUUAAAUUUAAUCCCCCCAGCCUCCUUACCUUUAGGAGUGCUGGGGGGAUUCCCUGGGGUCCAGUGGUGCUGCUGACCCCGGCAGGCUGGCUAUCUGAGUGGACGGUGCGCGAGGGAGCACUCAGUGCUUCCUCUUCAGCUCCCUCGCGCACCGCGUGGGGAUGCCGGCGCCGGAAGAUGACGUCAUCUUCCGGCUCCGGUAUCAGUGCGGUGCGCGAGGGAGCUGAAGAGGAAGCACUGAGUGCUCCCUCGCGCACCGUCCACCCAGAUAGCCAGCCUGCCGGGGUCAGCAGGGCCAGCCUCGUGGGGCCCUGGGGUGGCCGGCUCCUGGGCCCCCCAGGGGAAGAGGCUGGCCCUGUGGGUACAUACCGGGUCGCAGGGGCGGCGACCCUGGUAUGUACGCCACUGCCUACACACACUACAUCACCUAUCCACACAGAGACUACAGCUCAUAUGCACACACUCGCUAUAUCCCCUAUACACACACUCUCACUUUCUUCAGCCCAUAUCCAUACAUAUUACACCACAAACACAACACAACUGAAACUGACCAAUUUACACAAAACACCACACCACAAUCAGCUCACUCUACACAUAAGCAAUCCCACAAGCAGCCUACAAACACAUGUACAAUACACUUCCCUGGCCCUUUUGCUCUAUGGUAUGGUAUGGACAAGUCACAAGCAAACACAACGCAAGCGUGUCAUUAAAUUCAUUUGCGCUGCUCAGAACAAAUGCAGGGCCUUUUUCUCAUGUGAGAGCUCUUCAGCAGAGCUCUGUGCAUGGUCUGUCCUGAAAGAGCUUUAAGCCAACAUUCUCCCUUUGAAAGGGGGUCUGCUUGUCAUUAGUGAUGACAAAACACCCUUCUCACUGACUAAAAAAAUGCAAAGGCAAAGUUUUUUUUUUACCAGUCCAACCCAGGUAAGGACUACUGAUAACUGUGUGUUAAAACAAAAUGUGCCUGCAUUGAUUAUGUGUGCAGUAUCCAUUCUGCCCUUUAUUGAUUAUUGAAAAUGCAGCUGAUUUUAAACAUGACAUCUCAUGGGUUAACUAGGUAGAGCCAAACAAGUUGGUGGGGAGGCAGCACCCCACCAUAUUUUAACUUCAGCCACCGCUGGAUCUACACAGAUGUUUGGAGGGGAUAUGAAACGGAUUGUGUGUGCUACAAAGGAUAUCAUAGUUGUUCAUCAUUAUCAUAAUUUUAUUUUUAUUUUUUAGCAAAAUGCAUGUAUAAGCAUAUGAAUGGUUCCCUAACUGUGUGUAUAAUACAAGUUAGUCCCUUAAAAUCUUUACUUCUGGUCCCAGAAAUCUAAAUGGGCCUUUAGGAAAGGAUCACUAAAGGCAACCAGACCACUUCAUUUCAGUGAAUUCUCUAAAUGCAGUGGCCGUUUACUAUUAACCCUGCAAUGUAAAACAUAGCAGUUUUGUUGAAAUUGCCAUGUUCUCAUUGCAGGGCUAAACACACCUCUUGUGACUGUCUACCUGACAGCAACUCGAGGCUCUUCCCUGUGAGAAUCGAGUCAGACUCGGUUCUCAAUCAAAUGCGGUUUCUGGAAGAAGCAAUGGAUUAGCUAAAAUCAUGAAUCGGUGAAGCUUUCUCAGCGAGACCAGCUUGACGAUGAGUAAAGGUAAGUUAUAAUCACCUUUUAAAUGCUCACAGGGGGUGGUGGACUACAACACAGGUAGAGUAAAACUAUAGCAUUAGGAAUACAUAUUUGCAUUAAAUAUAACGCACAAUUCGAAAACUAAUCUAAUAACAAACCUUCUUGGAAUAAAGCAAAAGUUCAAGUGCUUUUUCAAAUCCAAAUGGAAAGAGAAAUUAGUUAAAUUCGCCAAGAAAGUGUAUUAUAUGGGAUCAAUGGUUGUCAAAGAUUAACUGAAUAUGUAUCAAAUGGCUUAACCAACUCCCAAAUCAAAAAAAUCUCAUAAAACUCUAGACCCUCGAGAUGUUAUAACCAUCGCUAUCUGGUUGUUUUCCAUCUCUAUCAGCGGUUCCUCAACUACUCUAAUGAAAUUUGUAUAAAUGUUACGUUUUUUUUUGUUUAUAAUUUUUGUGUUUAAAUAUGUCUAAACAAAAACGAAACAAAACCAAAUAAAGAUUAUAAUAACAGAGGAAUACAUGUUUGUAUUCCUAACGCUAUAGUGUUUCUUUAGUAAAUAAUACUUUUUGCAUUUUUCAUCUUACUUAUCUGUGAGAAAGUUUUAUCUAGAAAAAAAAAUCUAAUAUUUUAGGGGCAUUCUUAUUUGCAUUCAAACAGCUAAAGUACAAAUUGACUGUUUUCCAAUAGCUCUCAGCUGACUGGUAUAAUGAUUUUGUGCAGAUCUUGUUAAUGUUUUUUUUUUUCUGUGAUUGCAAUUAUUAUGCAAAUUUUUGAAGCCCCCAGUUAUGGCUGUCGGAGUGUGCCAUCUACAACAUUCUAAUGAUUUUGUUCUUCACAUACAGGUAUAGAGCAAUUGUGAAACCCUUGGAGCUGCAGACCUCAGAUGCGGUUCUGAAAACGUGUGGCAAAGCUCUUUGUGUCUGGAUAAUUUCCAUGCUGCUUGCUGCCCCAGAAGCAGUGUUCUCCGAUUUGUACGAGUUUGGAGACCCUGAAAAAAAUACAUCUUUCAAAGCCUGCGCUCCUUACCCCGUGUCUGAGAAAAUAUUACAGGAGACACAUUCCCUGAUGUGUUUCCUGGUGUUUUACAUUGUUCCCUUGUCUAUAAUUUCUGCAUAUUACUUUCUCAUUGCAAGAACACUGUACAGAAGCACUUGUAACAUGCCCGCUGAAGAGCACACACACGCCCGAAAGCAGGUUUGUAACGUUUAAUUAUUCUAAGUAAAAAUAGAUAUUGAAUUUAUUUGGAUUUUUCUUGAACUGAGUAUAUAUAGUUAUGAAAGUACGUAUUAAAGAGGAAAACCUAAAGCUCCAUAAAUAAUACGGAGUGAUUCUAGCUUUCUGAAAGGUGGGGAGCAUCACAUGGAGAACUGAGAGUAAGGUGCCAAACUAUUCUAAAAUUAUUCGACUACUGUCAUUGGGGGGGUUGGGGGCUUCAGGGGACUCUUGGCACCAUAACCACUGCAGCGAGCUGAUCUUAUUUUAGGAGGAAUAGUAUCAAUUUGGAACCCAGAUCACUCUGAAAAUUAUUCAUGAAAGGAAUGGGAAUUUACUGCAAAUUUCUAAUUUCAGGCUUCAAAAGCGCAGUUGAAACAUAUUUGUUUUUAAAUUCCCUUUGAAUUCCAAGAAUUCGCAUUAUAUUGAAAAGUCCUGACUUUUUUUAAUUGCUAUCUUUAUGUCUCUCUUAGAUUUGAGCUCAGAAUAUUUGGUAUAAUAAUAAUAAUAAUAAUAAUAAUAUUUGCUAUAAUAAUACCAGUUGCAUGCGCAGCCUAUUGCAUUAGGGUGUGCACCCUAAAGCACAAACUCACGCCGCGUGUAUAUAUAUGUGUGUGUGUAUAUAUAUAUAUAUAUAUAUAUAUAUAUAUAUACACACACAUACACAUAUAUAUAUAUAUAUAUAUAUAUAUACACACACACACAUACAUACACUGCUGUGUGUGUGUGUAAGGGUGCUGUGUGUGAGGGUGCUGUUAGUGUGAUGUGUGUGUGAGGGUGCUGUUUGUGUGCUGUGUGUGUGAGGGUGUUUGUGUGUGUGUUUGUUAGGGUCCUGUUAGCGUGCUGUUUCUGUGCUGUGUGUGAGAGGGUGCUGUGUGUUUGAGGGUGCUGUAUGUGUGUGGUUGCUGUAUGUGUGAGGGUGCUGUGUGUGUGUGGGUGCUGUGUCUGUGUGGGUGCUGUAUGUGUGAAGGUGCUGUAUGUGUGUGUGUGCGGUGUAUGUGUGUGAAGGUGCUGUAUGUGUGUGUGUGCUGUGUGUGGGUGCUGUGUGUGUGGGUGCUGUGUGUGUGGGUGCUGUAUGUGUGUGCUGUGUGUGUGUGUGCUGUAUGUGUGAAGGUGCAGUAUGUGUGUGCUGUAUGUGUGUGAGGGCGCUGUAUGUGUGUGUGUGCUGUAUGUGUGUGUGUGCUGUAUGUGUGAAGGUGCUGUGAGUGUGCUGUAUGUGUGUGUGUGCUGUGUGUGUGCUGUGUGUGUGCUGUGUGCUGUAUAUGUGUGGAGGUGGGGGUACAUUACUUAAUAACCCCCCUCCCUUCUCACCUUAUGUAGGGAGCGGGGAUUCUUGUUCCUGCUGCUUUCCCUGGUGGUCCAGUGGAGAGUGAACUCUAGCCCCUGGGCAACGAUCAGAUCUCGCGAGAGGAACCCGGCGGAGCUGCUGGUUAAGCUCCCCGGGUCCUCUCCUGCCUCCCUCCAUGCUGCAGUGGGGAGGGAGGCUUAGAGCAGAUCCUGAGAUCUCCCCUGCCGGUCUCACUCCAUAGGCGUGCCGCGGGGAUUAGGGUGUUCCUCUAUUGAAGUGACAGUUCCAUGUUCUCUCAACAGAGUAAACGCUAUUGCAGUGUUUACUUGGGUGAAUGAAGCAACAGAGGUAAUUAUAAAUGCACUUACCUCUGCUGCACUUCCACAUCAUGCCUCCCAACCAUCCCGAUAUUAGCAGUAGAGUCACAAUAUUCUGGUCCUGUUCUGCUUUGGUUCCCUGAUGUCUCGUUUUUGGGGACACUUGGGAACUGUCCAAACAGUCAUAGCACGAGCGCAUCAUAAGGUGUUCAGGGCACUAAGACCCUGAAGAUAGCAAUGAAACAGUGCUCCAUGCAUGUCCUGCACUCAGUGAGCUGUCCGGAAUGAGGACAGGCAGCCUGGCAUGGGCCUGUCAUUAACUCUGGUGGACCUGCCCACAUUCUGCCCCUUUUAUCUCCCUCCCACUGCCGUCCUGAUUCUUUGGUGCCAGAGUUGGGAGGUAUGUACAUUAUGGGUGGCUUUGCAGUCUCAUAAUUCCUCCACAGUGUAUGUGCAUUCCUUCAGUAGUGUCAUACACACAGCACAGCACUGCAGGAAAUAAGUAAAGUACAUGCAGUGUAUCGCAUGCAAGAUUGAAAUUUAAAUUUAAAAAACAGAUGAGAUUUAAAAAAAUAAAAUAAAAAAAACAUAACCAGGGGCAUUGUUAGAGGGGCGCUGACAGGGGUCUAAAAGCUUAGGUCUAACUUUGGCACCAUUUAAUUGUUAGCCCUGCUACCAUGUAAUACAAAGAGAUAAAUAACACCUCUAAUUAAAGAAUUAUACAGCAGGUGGGGCUUAUAUACAUGUAGGUUCAUGUAAUACUCUGAACUCAAUCAAAGGUUUGGUGUAGCAAUGUGAUUUGUAAAACACAUUCAGGUUUAGGCAUGGUAUGGGGAUGUUUUUAUGGCAGGCUUAAGUCAAUAUAUGUGUGAUGGACCAUAGAAAUUUACCAUUGAUCUCAAGCCCCUGGACUUUCUACCAGCCAUAGCUUGCCUUUAGUUAGCUACACAGUUUGGAUAAGUCAUAUGCAUUUGUUGUUUUAAAUAAAAUAUACUAGUUGUCAUAAAUGGCUAUCUGUGGGUCAAGAAAUGUUCUACAAUUUGUGCUGAAGACUCUCCCAUGCAGCCAUAUGUGUAUGUUCAGUCAAGCUGACGUCAGCACUCAAUGGGCAACUUGACAACACUAAAAUAAAUCACAACAAAAGUGUGGGGUUCAAUGAUUUAAAUGCCUGGGGGCAAUUGCUGGCCUCCCCACAACCUCUAUGUAUUCUGUAUGCCACUGAGCGCUCUAUAUGUGAUAAAUGUCACAUCACCCAGGGGGCAGGGGGGAGAUAUUAAAAUGUCAGAAAGUAAAAAAAAAACUGGUAUUUUCAUAUUUAAUCUCCUUAUAAUUGUAAUUAUAAUCCCCUUAUAAUUGUAUAUAUUAUAGCUCAUAUAUAGUUUGUAUUAUAUUAUAGUUUAUUUUAUGCAAGUAAUUCUCUCAACAAAUUCUCUUUUUUUCCCAUUUCUAGAUCGAAUCCCGUAAAAGAGUUGCGAAAACCGUGCUGGUGUUGGUUGCUCUCUUUGCCCUUUGCUGGCUGCCAAAUCACAUCCUCUACUUGUACCGAUCCUUCACCUAUCAUUCAGAUAUCAACUCGUCGGUGCUCCAUCUAUCUGCCACCAUAUUUGCUCGAGUCUUGGCAUUCAGCAAUUCCUGUGUUAACCCAUUUGCGCUUUACUGGCUCAGUAGAAGUUUUAGGCAGCAUUUCAAAAAGCAGGUAUACUGCUGCCAGGCACAGCCACCACCCUGUCAGCCGAGUCCUACCCAUAGCAGUACCAACACUGGGAUUACAGCUAUUAAAGGCAAUAUACAGAUGUCUGAAAUUAGCAUAACAUUAUUAGGCAGCUAUGACAUGAAAAAAGAGAGUGACAGUAUUUAACAUUAUAUAUCUAAAUCCUGCUACUCCUGUAUUCGGAAACAAAAAUGUAUGAUUAAUGUAAAUAGAUAAUUGUCAAGGUGAGUGAGGCUAAACCUUUAUUUAUUUUUUUGAUAGACCCUCUAAUUCAGGGUUCCUCAAACUCCAGGGCCCCCAGAUGUUGCUGAACUACAACUCCCAUGAUUCUCUGGCUAUCUAUGUAAUUCAAAGAAUCAUGGGAGUUGUAGUUCAGCAACAUCUGGGGUCCGGAGUUUGAGGACCCCCUGCUCUAAUUCCUUGUGAAAGCAUACAGUGUGUGCUAACAUGGAGACACAUCUAAAGGUCAUGGAGUAAACCACAUAUGUGUUGCAUCAAAUUGUUGGAAUUUGAUUCAAUUACUACCCGUGUCUGUGUCAUUUCAUCACAUUUGUUUUGGACAUUCUGAAAUGUGACCAUGUGAGAAGUAUCGCUUAGAGUGAAGGAUCUACUUACCAGAGAAACCCACUUGUGGACUGAUUUCGUCGCCAGAACUAUCCUCUGUUUCUCUGUUCAUUUUCUGGUGAGGGAGGUUAGUUUAUCCUUAUUUACUAACCAAUCUAUUACCUAAAGACCUCUUGUUCUCUCAGACUCAGAUUUCUUUUUUCUUUAGCCAGCCCCUUCUCCACCCAAUGUUGUGACCACUUUCCCUACUAAAGUGUAAAUUGUUGGGAAUUGAAAGUGAGUUUCAUAUUUUAGGCAAAAUUGGUGGACUUAAAAACAUAGGUUACUUUUUUGUGUUUUUAUUGGACUAAAACUUGAAGUUAAGUUUGAAUUUACUUUGAAAUGCUGAGUCAAGUUUUUAAGAUUAAAGCUUCCUGUAUUUACCCCA